ACCACCACCAUCACAUCACUACAAUACAAAUAUUAAUACUGCACACACAUCUUCACACUAAAGCUUGAACACACACACAUAUACAACCAGCACUACCACCACACCCAACAUCAUCAUCAUGAGACUUGACAUGCAAACUCUCAACCUCUCCUACGGCGACCCCCAACCCAGAGACGGAGGAGCUCCUCACCCAGGUGCUCGACUAAGACAAUCUUCAGCAAUGCUGUGCUCAAUGGCCGGCGACGGCCCUCAGCCACGAGAUGGCGGUUAAAUGACACCAGCAUUCUCGCGUCCAAUUCAAACAUCCAAUCAUUCCUCUAAUUGGACUAUCCGACCCCAUUGCAUUCGUCAAUGACCUCGGACCAGCGUACAAGACCUAUCUACCAACACCUCUUACACGCACUGUACAACAACUCUUUUUUUUUCUCGUUAUUUGAGCGAUUAGAUUUCCGGCAACGGCCUGUCACACCACCCUGUACAUUGGAAUACAUCUUCGGCGUUUGGACUUUCCUUGUUGUCUUUUGCGAAACGCGGACGCGAGGGUAUAUUUGGGUUUUUGAAGCAAUCUCUUUUGGGAUGCAUUGACGGCGUUGUCACAUGAAGAAGCGAGGACGAUCACCAUGUGGGAUAUGCAUCGCUAAGAUUUAAGCCGGGUUGAUUGAUCGUUUCAUGAAGUUUAGAGAAGCGUUUUUUUUCCUAUACUGUACUAUAGCUUUCAGCGUCGUUAGCCGAAUAGUUCAAGAACGGUUUGCGUAACCGCUAGAACAAUACAAAACAUCAAGCUUGAAACAUGCUACUGCCGAUCGUGUUG
This is a messenger RNA of Bipolaris maydis ATCC 48331, 811 nucleotides long. The record is from RefSeq and is a predicted model, not a curated record. NCBI's taxonomy places the organism in Eukaryota, Fungi, Ascomycota, Dothideomycetes, Pleosporales, Pleosporaceae.